GGGGGCGGCUGCGCGGAGCGGAGCGGCGGGCGGGGGCGAGCCGGUCGGCAUGGCGAAACACACGGUGUCGUCGGCGCGGUUCCGCCGGGUGGAUGUGGACGAGUACGACGAGAACAAGUUCGUGGAUGAGGAAGAAGGAGGCGACGGGCAAGCGGGACCCGAUGAGGGCGAGGUGGACUCGUGCCUGCGACAAGGGAACAUGAUGGCUGCACUACAGGCGGCUCUGAAGAACCCUCCUAUCAACACAAAGAACCAGGCAGUGAAGGAUCGUGCAGAAAGUAUUGUCCUGAAGGUCCUCAUCUCUUUCAAAGCCAACGAUAUCGAGAAGGCAGUGCAGUCGCUGGACAAGAACGGUGUUGACCUGCUAAUGAAGUACAUCUACAAAGGCUUUGAGAGCCCCUCUGACAACAGCAGUGCUGUGCUGCUGCAGUGGCACGAGAAGGCCCUGGCUGCUGGAGGAGUGGGGUCCAUUGUCCGCGUUUUGACUGCCAGGAAAACGGUUUAAAUCCAGCAGUGAGUGGUUGUCUGCCAUCCACAGCGUGGGAAAUGCUGGUACAAAACCCAACCAAACGCCAUUGCUGCCCUGUGGGCAGCGCCUGUCUCUCAGCUUGCCUUCUCGCUACUUCUUUCAUACCUGACAAAUAAUGCAUAUCGUGAUCUCUUUUUUUUGUUCAAUUCUGGAAAAUUAUGAAGGUGCAAUUUUAUUUCUAACAGGAAUACUUGGUACUCGCGAACAUUUCAGUGACACGUAUAGCAACAUAUACAACUUGAUGUUUAGGGUGAUUUGCAUUUGUGUACAAUUGUGGCAGAUUUGGACCUGACUUUCUGAGCAAAUGCUGAGGGACGUAGGGCAAUGUCUUAAUUCUUUUCACUAGCCAGGCAGUAUUUCAAUGCAAGAUCUAUAUUUGAGAAGUGGGGCAGCUAUUAAUACAGGUAACUGGACCAUGUUUCCUUUGGUCAACCUCUGAAUCUACAGCCAUGAAUAGGACAGAAAGCAAAGGCUCCCUUCCGACCCUGAUUAUCAUUCCAGAGAGCUGAGCAUUUUCCUUAACUCACAUCUCGCGGCCUGUUCCGGUUCCUCAUCAUCAGUCAAAUGCUGGGUCCGCAGCGGGAAAGUCACAAUGAGAUGAAGUUGUCUGUCAUGCAGUUUGGAUGGUAGAAUCUAAAAAGUUGAUGGUCCAUUUAUGCUGGAGCCCAGCCCAGUGAACUGGUUUUUUUUAUUUUGGGAAGCAAAGAUCCUGAAGAGAAGAAGAAGCAGCAGCUUUCAUACAACAAAUCGCAUUUCAGCAACUUGAAAGUGAUUUGAUUUUUGUCAAGCACAACAUAGUGGCUGCCUGGGGUAAUCUGAGAAAUGCAUACUGGUAUCAGUGCCAUCCUUGCAAAGCUCCCAUAUUUUGUUUUCUAGAUAUAUACGGUCUUAAAGGAUACCAGACAGUUCACAUUCCUGUUGUAUUGUGUCACAGCGUGUUAGCUAGUGGGUGAAUCAGGUUCCAAAAUAAAGAGGAGUACUUAAAAAAGAAUUAGGAAAGCCCAGGGCAUCCCGGACCACAGAUCACCGUUGAAGGUUCAGGGCCAGGACUGAAAUACGUGUGUUUUACGUUCAUCAUUUUACUGCAGUUCAGUUGUGUAAAAUUGUUGGGGAACUUGUGAAAUCUUUGCUGGUUUUUGAUAUCCGCUUUUUUUGUAAUAAUAAUAAAGACCAGACAAUAAAUCGUCACUGAAUAUUUAC
Messenger RNA from Grus americana (Whooping crane), 1729 nucleotides. RefSeq names its product actin related protein 2/3 complex subunit 5 (gene ARPC5). Gene Ontology annotation, molecular function: actin filament binding. The record is from RefSeq and is a predicted model, not a curated record. Gene Ontology annotation, biological process: regulation of actin filament polymerization; Arp2/3 complex-mediated actin nucleation; cell migration. The coding region runs from base 50 to 505 and encodes 151 amino acids. The transcript has 4 exons. NCBI's taxonomy places the organism in Eukaryota, Metazoa, Chordata, Aves, Gruiformes, Gruidae. Gene Ontology annotation, cellular component: actin cytoskeleton; Arp2/3 protein complex; cytoplasm.